GUUUAAGCGGUUUUAAACAAAAUGCAAUCUUUUCAUGUCUCUUAUCCUCUUGUAUCUUGUAUGAAUAGAAAAAUGAACUACAUUGCUUAAAGUGGCAAUGGAAAGUGAUGAUGAAGAUGUAGUUUUUGAGGUAAUAACAAAAGUCUCAACGUUAUUAUUAAUAAAAGUAUAAUGUUUUAAAAAACGAAGUGGUUAUUUUCGGACCCUGCUUGGAGAAGUUAGAGUUAGAGGUUGGGAUUAAAAAAUGUUUACAAUUUUUAAAAUAUUAUAUUAAUUAAGUUGGGAUUUUGUAAGAUAAUGAUAAAGGUAUAUAUGUUGUAAAUUUUGAGAGAAGAUGCCACAUGGCCACCAUCUUGGUUGACAAGACCAGUUAAUUCUGUCACUAAAUCUAAGUAAAUGUAUCCCUAAACCUAACCUCCUAAACCCUAAUUUAAUACUUUAAUAAUAAUAAUAACUUUAAUAAACACACAAUUGUGUGUGUGGCAUCCUCAACUAGUUUUAGCGGUAUAUGUUUGUAAGUUUAAUUCUUCAGUUUAACUAAAAUAAACUACCACAAAUGACAUCCAAUUAGCAUUUAGUCAAAAUGGAACCGGACACGCAUCACCGCUAUUCGGGACAGGGUCCCAUGUUGUCCCAUGAGACUAAAUGCUGUUCGGAUGUCAUUUGUGCAUUUGGGUAAUUCUUAGAGAUCAUCCCGUUUCGUCAUUUAGGUUUAGCUUAGGGAUACAUUUAGCAUUCAGGUUAGGUUUAGGGAUACAUUUAGUGACAGAAUUAACUGGUUGUGUCAUCCAAGAUGGCGGCCAUCGCGGGACGAUCUCUAAUAAUUUACCGUGCAUUUAAUUUAUGGUAGUUUAUUUUAGUUAAACUGAAGAAUAAGGUUUGCAAACAUAUAGUCCAUUCAAUUAUCUUUCAUUUGAUACCAAAUUUUAUUUUACAAACCCAACAAUAAUUAUUUAAAUAUUUUUUAUUAAGCCCAACCUGACCUCUCACUUCUGAUACCGGGUCCGAUUAGCCACAGCGUUAAAAAAAAUGAUAAAUUUGAAAACAAUUUAAUAUUUAGACUAGGCCCGCCUAAUUAAUUCCUUUUUCAUUUAUUAAAUAAGAUAAGUAAAGUAACAUACACAAAGUAAAGUUUACAUUUACAUUCAUUUAGUUUUACUAAAAGUAAAAUUUUAGUACGGUAUUUUGACUAGGAGACAUGACAUCAGGCUCAUCACUCAUUAGCAUAAGGCGAAGGCAUUGGGCGGGGCAUAGCUAAUUAUAAUUAAUAAAGCAAAAAAAUUUACAAAUAAGCCAUUGUUUAUUGCUCCUUAUAAUUUAUAUUGCGUCAAAGAAAGUAUAAGGCAAAUGUUGAUCUGUGUGGCCUUUAGAAUCAUCAUAAGAAUGAUAUAUGUAACAGUUAUUGAUAAUUAAAUUAUUGCAACAAAAACACUAUUAUGUGUUCUUGUUCUCUCUCAUCUUUCCAGUAGUUGUGUUAUGAUACACCAAAAAACUUUGUAGAAAAACUGCAAAAAAGUUGAAACUCUGCUGCUAGAUUAGUUCUAAAGGCAAAGAAACAUGAUCAUCAUGAUCUUGUCACUCCACUUCUUCACUCACUUCAUUGGCUCCCUUUACAGGCACACCUUGAUUACAAGCUGUCACAACUUUUUCUCUGGUUCCUGCCCUUCCUAUCCUAAUGAACUUCUUUCUGUCUAUUGCCCCCUUUGACAGCUUCGUUCCUCUGUAUAUUCUUUCUGUUUCCAAGACACGCACUAAACAUAUGGUGAACAAUCUUUCUCUUUCUGUGCCCUCAAACAAUGGAAUUCCCUCCCAUUACACAUUCGCAAUAUACUGACCACCCAAGCUUUCAAAACUGCACUCAAGACACAUCUCUUCAAACUCUACUGUUCCGACUCAUUCUCACCCUGCUCUGACCAAUAAACAAUGCUCUAUGCUGCUGGGUGCCGUUCAUGGCUAGUCAUGGGUGAAAAGUACUUGGGUGGGCGAGGUCAAUAUCUUUACACAGCUGUAUUUAAAUGACUAAUAUUAUGUACCGGUACCAGUAAUUGUCUUUUAAUGCCAUGUUUCUUUUUUUAUUUCUUUUUUGAUAAUUUUUAUGUGAAGCUUGUCGAGCCUGGGGUACCGCGCUAUAUAAGACCACUUUAAUAAUAAUAAUAAGGAAUCAGUUUGAUUUAACACUCUCCCUUCUAAUACUUUGUCACUAAUAAUUUUAAUACAUAACGCAAAUAGUUUCUUAAAGCCCAUUAAUUACACCAUUAACUUGCCUCACCCAAUUUAUGCUGCACCUUUUUAAACAAAAUAAAGUUUUAUAAUUUUAUUUAAAUAUUAUUUUAUAUCUUUUAUAAAUGUAAAAUUAUGUUUUACCAAUUUAUGGUCCCAUCCCCCCCUCCCCCCUUUUUUUUUUCUCUCUCCAGAAUUCAGUGUUACACCAAGCAUUACUGGACUGUGGCAUCACAGAUUUAGAGACAGAAACUAGGAACUCCGAGGUGCAAGUUCAAGAAAUCAAUGGUCAUUGCCCGAGGGAAGCCAAUCACAAAAGCAAUGUCAAUGUCAGCUGUAAUAAAGAGAUAACAAACUGUUUUAGCCCUUUAGCUUAUCUAUUCUGUACACCUGAAGAGCUUCUACAAUGGGUUUGUUCACAUUUUAUUGUUUUUUUCCUUUUAAUAAAUUGUAAUAAAUACACUCAAACAAUUCUUUAUAUAAAAUUUAUUUUUAAAAAUGUAUCCGUUAUUGUAGGGAAGUGAUGAAGCGUGAACAAAAACUACUUGAAUAUUUUAAUUAAAUGCUUUAGAAAAAAAUGACCUACCAAGAUUGCUUUAAAAAAAAAAUAUUCGUCAAUGAUGAGUUUGAGAAGGAAGAAACCAAAAAAGUUAACUAAGCACAGUUCUUUAUGUAUUGAUAGCAUACACACCAUCAUCUCUUUCACUCUUUUCAGAAAUCAAAUGACAGCUUUUUAAACAUAGUUUUUGGGAAGUUUGUGAGGACCUAAGUCAUCCAACCUUAGUUCUACAACUUCAAUUCAAACGCAUUGAUUAAUUAAAACUAAGGCCCUGUGAUCAUAAUUACAAAAAAAUUUUAUAACCCUUUUUGUCUCUUUGCAUAAUAUAGUAAUAAUAUUUAGUUUAAAUUUUUCACAUUAGCUUUGAAAAUGUGCGACAUUGUAACCAUUUCAAUGAUUUCCAGCACAGCCACCACAGAUAUCAGACCUUGUGUCGACUGAUAAGCUCUCCUCUGCUUGCCGAAGAAGACAAAUCAUUUCUCCAGUAUUUUAUGGAAGAGGAAGAGCCUUGCAGUGAUCUCUCAUGUACAAAAAGAUUGUUCUCUCUACCUCUAAUUGGGUGAUUGUACAUUUUAAUAAUACCAUUCAAUAAAAUCUAUUGUCUGUAUGCUACAUCUACAUAUUGUUCAACCUCUCUAUCUACCAAUACCUUCAAAACUCAAUGAGUAUAAUAAGGUACAAAUAUAAUGUGUAAAUGUGGCACAUGACCUGAGGUAUACCAAAUCUUAUAGUAUUUAUAAAUAUUUGUAAAGAGAAAGUUUGAAAGCAUGUUCCUUCUUAGCUCCAUAUAUCAUUUGCUGUGUACUGUAAAAAUGUAUCAAGAAAUUCAGUUUAAAUGGUUUAUUUUUAAUGAUGCAUUUACUUUUCCAAGCUUGUGAAUACUCUAAAAUUAGCUUAUCCAACAAAAAUAUUGCCUAUUUUCUUAAUUGUGAAACAAAUUUUACUGUUUUUAUUUCAGGAUCCUCCUCUUGACUCUUGCCUCCAUAAAUCUCCUGGAUGUGCCAUUGCUGGUGUCACCGUGGCUCACCUUGUUCUUCAGCUUGGUCUUUCCCUUCACAUGCCUGCAGUCUCACUCUUUUUGGCUCAGCGUCAUUUCUGUCAAUUGCCUGGUUCUGAUAAUGUAUGGCGUAACUCUGACUGCUGUAGUAUCUGGCAUCAAGUCCAAGGUAAAAAAAAAAUACCUCUCUCUUGUGAUCUGUUUUGAUCUACCGUGCACCAAAAAAUAGCUUAAAAAAAAUAUUGUCAUUAUAUCGAGCUGUUUUUUGCUCUUUCUUUAUAUUAUAAAAUGUUAGAGGGAAGACUGAAGUAAAUAAGGAUACAUACAAAAAUUUAGGGAAUGGGGAAACAUUAUACAAGAGAAAGAAAAGGCCAAAAUCACCUGAAAUAAAUCAGAAAUAGCUCUAGAGGAAAUACUUAACUAAGAUCUGUUUUAAUGCAAAAUAAAGUUCUUGUUUUUAUUUUUUUAGAUUAAGUGUUAAGUAUUUAUUAAGAACACCUUUCAUUCUUGGUAACACAUAUAUGUGUGAGAAAUUUCUGUUAAAUUUUCUUAUCUUUUUUUUUUGAAGCUCAAGCAUAUUUAUUUACUUCCCAUUGCUUGAAUGCAGUCCCCUAUAUAUUAACAAAAUACAGAGAGACAUUUUAAACACAUCAAAUAAUUGAAGACAUAACUUAUCUCAUCAUUCAAUGCAUCUUUGCUCUUGUUUUUCAGGUUUUAUCGCAGCUCAAGAACAAGGACGAAUUGAUAAAAAAUGUAGAAGUGAUUGCCUGGGAGCUUCUGUACCUGGAAAAAAAAUGUUUGCGACUGUUACAAGAGUCAGAGCUUGUAGCCAGGGGAUUCACUUUGUAAGUUUUGGGAGGAAUUGAAAUUUUUAAUUACUUUUCUCUGUAAACUUUACAAAUCGCUUAAUAUGAGGCACCUAAAAAUCUUUUUACAAAUUUAAUGCUUUGUGAUAUCAAAAGCAAAGUCAAGCAAGAGAUUAUACAUUUUAAAUUCCAAAACAGCUAAUAACUUAAGCUUCAGUGACAGAAAUUUUACUUAUGCACAAAUUUAGGCACCACAGAUUUUACAAGAAUUUCAAGACUAUGAAAACAAAAACAAGACUAGGAAAUUCAAGUGGAAAAGUCAUAAGAUUCAUUACUAACAUAUCAUGGCAAGAAGUAUAUUAAUCCAAGAGUAUAUUAAUGCGCCUAAUCUUUUCAUAUAUUAAACUUAUGAUUUUGAUUUAAAGAAAAAAAAGGAGUCUCCUUACAUUAAACGUUCCUCUUGGUGAAAGUACUUUAUAUGAACCCACUCACAUUCUUAUCACAUCUGGCUAAAAAAUGAAUGAAACCUUGAAAUAUUUCCUGUUCACUCUUCCCAACAGUGCCACAGGCCAACAUGUUGCCUCCAGGAUCAGACGUGGCCUCACAGAGGUCACUGACCAGCUGUGUCCCCAGCUAAGGGAGGUCAUGUUUACAGAAAACAUAGCGUUGAUGGCUGAGUUGAAGAAAUGGGUGGUCAAAAUGAUGAGAAAGUAUCCUUUGCAUGCAUCAAUCAGUUGUCAUGCAGAAUUUAAUCAGUUUUCAAAUUAUAAAUAACCUGUAAGCAGGGAGAGAAUCGUGUACAAAAUUCUUUAUAAUAUAUAAAUUAAAAAAAUAAUAAAAUAAUUGUUGAAAAAUUAUUCAUAAAUGAAAGUACAUAAUUUUUAAAGAGACUUCUCUCCUUCAAAGGUUGGCUCUACAAUUCCGUCAAAAAUUAAAAAUGUCUUAAAAUCCAGACUAGCAGACUUUAAAAUAAAUUUCUCAUGGUUCAUUCAAAUGAUUAACAAAUGUAUUUGCACUUUUCUUAGAAAUAUAAUCUCAGACUUUUUUUUUAUAUCCAUUAAAAUAACCUAAAACUUUAUUCAUUGCUGAAAAUUUGUUAAUCUGCAUUGGCUUGGUAUCUUAACAAUGUGCUUUUAAUCUUAAAAUGACGAGAGCAGAAACAAAUCAAAUUUACUUGAAGUUGAACUGUACGCCAAUCAAACAACUGCCAUUUACAUUUUUCUGCAUUAACCCUUUACAGUCCGAUGCGCCCGAAAUGCGCCGAUUUUUUCCUUAAGCGUACAGUCCGAUGCGGCCAAACCCGCCCGUUUCGAGGUUGUUUACUUUCGUUCUUAGCACAGCGGAAGUCCAUUGCGCAUUACUAUUUAUAGUUCUACCGGAAGAAAGCCUCGUUGUCGGCAUUUAUUUCGAUACUACUUUGACCGCGGUGUGUUUAGGGGCUGAUUUUCUAGGAUUUUUUUUAAAAGUCGCGAUUUUUUCGCUGUAAAAAAUGGCUAUCUAAGCCUUGGAUACACCUUUGAAAGAACUUAGGCCUAAUGAAGCUUCACUAUUUCAUGAGUGGGAGGGUCUCUGAAACUAUUUUUAGGUUUAACUUUUGCUUUAAUAAUUUCUUUGUAUUUAGGUAUUUUUUAUUUUAUUUUGUUGCUUCUAGUUUAUUUUCUGAAAAUUAAUUAGAUAAAGAACCUUCAUUUAAAAUGGAGUUAUGUCCCCUUGCUUGGGCGCUGGGAGUAGACAAGGCUGAAUAGGGUUGGACUGUAAAGGGUUAAAGUUGAUCUUUGUUCCAAUGUUCUUCUCUUCACCACAGUCAGUCUUAUAACAAUAAUAAAAUAUCCACACAAAAAAUCAAUUUAUUUAGUUUAUUUCUAACUGAUGUUAGUCGUGUUAGUCCAACUGCCAGGUCUGUUUCACAUUAUCCUUAAACUUUUUUAGUUUACCAAUGAUCUGCAAUGAUUCCGACUUCAGCACAUUGGAAAGAGUAAGUCUUGAUCAGGAAAGCUGUGAUGGCAUGGAGGGUUUGGAUCCAGGCAGCGGCCAAGAGAGUGUCAUAACUAACGAGGGGGAGACAUGCGACCCGGCAAACAAUGAGGCAGCAGGCGACGUCGAUGGAUGCGAGGACCGACGGCACAAAGAUGUUAUCCCCCUUGCAAAACUGAGUGUAAGCCCUUGUGAUUAUUGUAGAUUUAAAAAAUAAAAAAAUAAACAAACCUUUAAGUAAAUGCAGUGGCGCCAUGCUGGACAGACUUGGUUCGUUCUUGGAUCUCGCUCAUUGUGUGAUUGAUGUGUUGUGAUUUUGCAUGCCUGCCCACUGAUCUGUUCUGUGGGCUAUUCAAUCUACUAGGCCCGUGGUUUCUCAAAUUGGGUGGUACAGCCCCCCUGGGAUGGCUGGAUGUACCAUUGAGGGGCAGCAAAAUGCUUAGUACAUUUAGGAAGGCAUUAAGCUUAAGGGGGCUAUGGUAGUGUUUUACAAAAUGAUCAGAUCAUUACUGGUAGCAAACUUGAAAAUUAGUCAUCGAUUUACAUAAGUCAAAUAGUUAUUUAGAAGAGAAAAGUGGGGGGGGGGGGGGGUUUACAAGAUACAAAAAGAUAAGUAGCAUUACGAAGGUUUGUUUUAUCUAGUGUGGCAAACCCAAGGGCUGACCUGAUGCAACCUUCUCUCAUGGCAAUCCACUCUGGUGGCACUCUGCUCUGUCUGUGGCAUUCUGUUCUGGAGGCACCUGCUGUGGUAACACCCUUGCUCUGGCAUUAACCAGAUCUGUCUGGUGUGUGUGUUGUCGCCGCCCCCCCACCCCGUUCUGAUGACAACCUGACCUGGAGACACCCUGCUUAUGUAAUUUAAACAGAGUUCUCCUUUUGAAAUGGGCUUGAGAGACUAUUGCCAAAGUUGCAGUUUUCUAUUUGGUAUCACACGCGCCACCACACCCCCCCGUGUCCUCCGCACUCUAUUGUAAAGCUACAGCUUUCUUGUUGUGACUAAUUGAAAAUCGUACAUGAAACUCUGUCAGAGUGAUUUUAGGAUCUUCUUUGAUUUAAAUUUAGUUUGGCUGAUAAAUCUACGGCUAGUUAUCCAUCAAAAUAAUCAAAUCCAUCUGCAGCUGUUUCAAAGCCAAUGCUAAAGCUUAGCACAUCAUUCUUUAGGGUUUAGAGUUUCGACUUCAGAAUAAAUUUUUUUGGUCAUUAUCAUGCACUAUUGAAAAUGGUCAAAAGGCCCUGUCUUGCAAAGGAAUAAUAUUCAUAUGGCUGAAAGUUUUGAAAUAGGUGUGUUCAAAAGUUGUUUUAAACCAGACAUGGAAGAAAUGGCAUCACUUUAUUAAGGCCAUCCACAGCAUACAGUUGGUAUAAUAGAGCAAUGCUUCUGCCUGUGCAUCACUUUUGCUGCUCUACAAUACGGUAUCCUUUCAAUAUGUCCUGCUCAUCGCAGUCCUCCGUUUUUUUUUAUUGUUUCGACUAUGGGUGGGUCUUUGUACAAUUGGUAUUGCUCUUGGUGUGUACAGAUACUCCAGACAUCAUUUUCUAUCAACUUUUAUGGGGAUGGGACAAAAUUUAUGUUAAGCUCUUCAGGUGUAUUUUUACAUUGCAACUAAUUAUAGCACUUUAUUGUAUCAUGAGUUUAAAAUUAAGAGGAUUGAGCAGACACGGGUAUUCAUUUAGAGAUUAUAUUUAUUAACAUUGUACGUUUUUGACCGCAAUAUUACGUUUGGUCCAAUGAGCCUUUGAACAGUCCUUGUUUCUGUAUUUCUGUAGAAAUUAAAAAAAAAAAAAAAUACUCCAUGCUGUCCAUUUAACUAAUUCAUGCUAGAGCUUUAAAAAAAAAAAAAAAUAAUUUUAAAAAUCAAAAAAUCUUUUAAAAAAAAUUAAAAAUUUUUGACCGGAAUAUUACGUUUGGGCCAAUGAGCCUUUGAAAAGUCCUUGUUUCUGUAUUUCUGUAGAAAAUAAAAAAAAAAAAAAAUGCUCCAUGCUGUCCAUUUAACUAAUUCAUGCUAGAGCUUUAAAAAAAAAAAAAAAUAAUUUUAAAAAUCAAAGUAUCCUUUAGAAAAAAUUAAAACAAUUUUUCAUUGGAAGUAAUUUUGGGAAAAAAAGGGUGUUUCUUUUUUAAACUUCUGUUUAUGUUUUGAGCAUGAAAAGUGUUCACACAAAAAACACACAGUUUUCCCCACCCUAUAAAACUCAGCAACUUUUAAUAUUUCUGAUCACAUUUUAUUUUCAUCUGAUGGCUUUUUUUUAAUCUGAAAUGCUUUUAAUAUGAAAGUUUUAUUAAACUAAUUUUAUUAACUGGUAAGGCAUUACUUUGCUCUUUGCUGUGUCUAUAAUGAAUUGAGAUGGCUACAAUGUUGUUGACUGAUUUCAUCAUGUCUGUUGAAUAACAAAUUUUGUAUCUUUGUUUACAGAAGUCAGUGGCCCUUCUCCACAUCUACAUUUCAGGAUUUUUGAGGAGACUUGCUCUGUGUUUUUAUGUUCAGAAUUUUAAAGGUAGGUGUCUGAAAUUAGAUCAUUUUUGUGCUUGAAUUUUUUUUAAUUGUUUUUCUUUGGAAGUAUUGUGCAGUUUUUUUAGAAAUAGCUAGUGAUAAAUUUCAAUUGCUUAUCAGAGUGGACUGUCGGGUAUAAGAACUAGGCAUUUUAUUUUAUUUUGGCUAUACCUAUUUAGACUUGGUUUUCUAUUUAAGCUUUAAAAUUUUCUGCCUGUGACCUCAGAAAUUUUUGGAAUAAUCCCGAGACGUGCCCUGAAUACAAAUUGAAUUCCGAGUUUUCACAUUUUCAGGCUUGGCCGCCAUUUCAUUACUUCAAUAAGAAUUUUAAUUACACCAUUGCCAGUUCGAUUUAUUAACUGACGUGGCACUUUUUGUUAGAAUUAAAAUGUAAGUGUGGAAACAAGAUCUGGGUUUUAACUAUUUGUGCUGAUUAUUAAACUUUGAAAAGGAGCUUAUCUCCAAUCCAUGGAUCAGAGAGGUCCUCGGAGUAAUGCUUACUUCCAGGCUAUGAUUAAUGGCCCUGUAUUAGCUUUCUACCGCAGCUUACCAUGUUCCCUGAUUUUUACGAACUUUUAUGAAAUUAUCAACACCAGAUUUCAUAUAAAUACAUUUUUUUUUAAAUUGUUGGAAAAACUCCAUUCCUAUGUUCACUUUUCAAUGUUUUUUUGCAGAUAAAAGUAUAGACCCUUACACGGCAACAGCAGAGUGUGUAGAACACUCAAUAAAAGCAUUUGUAAGAGCCAAGUGGGCUCUGACUCAGUCACAUACUUUCUACAGAGCAAUCCAUCUGUCUUACAGUGAAAAGGGUUGUGCCAAGAUGGACAGGCUAAGGCUAAACAAUGAGCUUCGUAACAUUUACGCCCACCUAAACAACCUGGAUCUUCAACUGGCCAGUCUGACCAGAAGGUAAGGAUUCCAUUUCACCUUGUCUUCAUGUGAUUAAAAACUGCUUAAAUCCAUGUGUCUAAUUUAUGGAAAUCUCUUUCUAAUUCCGGGUUGAACCUGUUGGCAGCCGGUCGCAUUGACCUGCUUGUUGGCAGCCGGUCGCAUUGACCUGCUUGUUGGCAGCCGGUCGCAUUGACCUGCUUGUUGGCAGCCGGUCGCAUUGACCUGCUUGUUGGCAGAUGGUUGCAUUGACCUGCUUGUUGGCAGAUGGUUGCAUUGACCUGCUUGUUGGCAGCUGGUCGCAAAGACCUGCUUGUUGGCAGCCGGUUGCAUUGACCUGCCUGUUUGCAGCUGGUCGCAAUAGCCUGCCUGUUUGCAGCUGGUCGCAAUAGCCUGCCUGUUGGCAGGAGAUCACGUUGACCUGCUAGGUCGCACUCAUUUUCUCAUUCUGAUGUGGAGAAUGGUACAAGAACAUGCAUAAUUUAAUAAUGUCUGGUAAGUCUGCAGACCAUAAAAUGCAGUGAGACUUCUUUAAUUUCAUUCCUAUGAACUUCUUGAGCCAAAGUUCAAAUGUUACCUUGGGCAAUUCUCUAUUCAGGUUGAGAGGGGUUGUGAUAGCCUUAGAGGUUCGCAUGGAAGCUGAAUCAAAGAGCAACUUGAAUCUAGGUGGUGCUACUGCGGCAGCAAUCGAUACCCCAUUGGACAGGAGUGCAAUAGUUGAUGCUCUACAGCAAGUGAAGGAGACACUAGAGAUGUGCAAAGACUGUUAUGAGGAGGCUGUGGCUCAUAUGCAACGAAGAUUGGAUUUGGGUAGGAACCUUUUUUUUUUAAAGAAACUUUUUUUUUUUUUAAAUUCAUUGUCAUUAGGACAGAUGUUUAGAGACCUGUGUGUGACUCGCCACAAAAACAUGGUUCUUCACAGCUUUUUGCAAAAAAAAUUUGGCUCUUGAAAAAAAAUUGUCCUGCAACAGAUUUUUGGCACUUUUGACCGAGUAAGACAUCAACAUUUUUUUUUUUGGGUAGGUUAUCAGGAUAUUCAAGUUUAAUUGUCUUUAUGACAUACUAGUUUUUUUUUAAUUCCAUGGGACAGGACUUAUGAUCAGGAAUGACUACUGUUGUCUGCCUUUGAUUUUUAGGAGUCCCGUACCAAAAUUUUUCAACAGAAAUUGUUACAUUUGGCAGUGGUUGUUGGUCGGGUGCCUAUAAUGAAUAAAUGCUUCCCCUUUCAUUAAAAUAUUCUGUUUAACUAAUCUAUACAGUUUAAAUUGUCAGCCCCUGCCUAUGUUUCCCUAAAUAUAUAAUUUUAAAAAAAACUCUUCACUCACAAGGUUACUGACUGUGUUGAAGUGGAACCACUCUCAAAGAAUGUCACACCUGCUCAUGUCUAAGGGUAUCAUGAUAUAACAAAUUCACACGCCAUGGGACAUAAUUAUCUUAUUCAUUUAUGCUUACCUAUCAAAGACUUCAAAACACAAUUUCACAAAUAAUAUGAACUUAUUUAUUUACACGUAUUCCAAUAUAUUCUAUGAUAGCCAAGGAUAGUUCAAUUCGCUGGUCAGAAUGUUAGCGGUUCACAUGGGGUGACGGCAAUCAAUGGGGGGAAUUAUUCGUCCUGAACUCAAAUAGGUGGGGUGGGGGGGCGGUGUUACAAGGUUUGAGUUCAGGGUACAUUGAGUUAAUUUGAAUUCUGGCUAGGGGUUGCCGACCCCCCCCCCACCCCCGUCUAUGGGUUGCUGGCCUUUGAGCUAUAGCUGGCUGACCCUCUGGCUAUGGGUUGCCCUCCCUCGGGGCUAAGAUUGGCUUUUUCUCUAUCCAAUUCCUAUUGGCAAUUAUGUUGGGACAAUUUCCUAAUGGCUGUGUAAUUUCUGCUCAUUGCCACAUAAAAAUGAAUGAUUCAAGUUUUCUAUAAUCUAGAUUUAUUUAUUUGUAAUACUUUUAUGUGUGGUGACAACUUGCUAGUCAAGUCCCACAACCCAAAAUGAAAGUUAUAAUCUUACACUAUAUUUUUUGCUUACCAUUCACCUGUUGUAUAAAGAGCUGACAGAACAAUGGCCUUGAAACUGUAAAUAAUUAUUUGUGCCUUACUUGAAUAUUAAGAUAUCCCCUACAGAAAAAUUGUGGUUACACUUACCUGUAUAAAAAUGCACCUUACAUAUUUUUCACAUUUAUAAAUUUCUAGGCGGAAAAAAUAGUUGUUUGAGUUGUCUGAGUUGGAAAAGUUGGAAAAAUGAGACAGUUUGGUGUCACUAGAUUUUGAAAAUGUUUACUGUAUUUCCAGAUUGGGGGGGGGGGUUGUUUUUGUAUACCAGGUAUGCUUUUAAGCUGUGGUAAUGUAAAAAAUCUGUUGUACACUGUUAAUUGUUUAAGUUGGGGGUUUCAGUAUGGAAUAAUCCUAUUGAAAAAUUAUUUUUUUUUACUUAGCGGCUCAAGGUAUAUCAACAAGGCCAGUUCAAGUCCCAGCCACCCCAAGGAAAAAACCCUCAUCUGAUGUGAGAGUCAUUCCACAUGUGGAUCACAUCAUUCAAGAUGAGGUUUGUAUACCAUAAUAAAUAGUAAGGUUUGGUUUGGAAACAUUUGUCCCUGGGGAUUGGGCAUGACUUGGAUUGGGCAUGACUUGGAUUGGGCAUGACUUGGAUUGGGCAUGACUUGGAUUGGGCAUGACUUGGAUUGGGCAUGACUUGGAUUGGGCAUGACUUGGAUUGGGCAUGACUGGAUUGGGCAUGACUUGGAUUGGGCAUGACUUGGAUUGGGCAUGACUUGGAUUGGGCAUGACUUGGAUUGGGCAUGACUUGGAUUGGGCAUGACUUGGAUUGGGCAUGACUUGGAUUGGGCAUGACUUGGAUUGGGCAUGACUGGGGCAGGGCAUGACUAGGAUCAAAUAUUUGAUUCACUGAAAGUUUCAUUUCUUCUUGACCAACUUUCCUCUUAGCUUUAAAACAUGUUUGAAGUUUUAUUGUUCUACUAUUGAACUUGCAGGUGUUUGAGGCCACCACAUCGGCAGAAGACGACGAUCAUGCAGACAAUCCAAGAAGACGGCCCCUUUCUGAAGAGUCCAAAGUAAGUGAAAUCGGUUCAGUUUCUUGCGUGUGUAUCAAGCUUAAAGUACUUGCCAGAAAAUAGCUCUUCUGAGUUAAUCCAGUACAAAUAUAUAUUUUUUUCUUCUAUAACAUUUGAUCAUUCCUAUUUGGUUAUUGAGCGUAUCCCAUUAGUUUGAUCCAGUGGCUCCAGUGUUAUAAAAAAAAAUGCUAAUAUGUGCCACCAUGGGCGGUUUUCCAUUUCAGAGCUUGUAACACAAUGUAUAUGUCCCCCAAUUAUAUAUAAUGCAUCACUUUUAUGUAUAACAUAUCUCUGUAUCUUUUUGUACCACCUGAAACAAUUUUACAUGAAGUUUGAUAAACAUCUGACUAGUCUGUAGAUUUGUUUGAAAAUUAUGUUGAAACUACACAAAUUCUUGAACCCAUCGGUCACAUUAUAGAGUUUAUGAAACGUCAAAAGCACAAUAGAUUUAUUUAUUAAUUUUUUUGGUACAUUCACUCAGGCAAAAGAAGCGUCACUGAAUGAAAACAUGAAGAGGUUUAAAAAAGAGCUCAAAACAGUGGUCAAAAAGAUUGGCGUCACUCAUCGUCAAAGAGAGGAAGUGGCUCUGGCCCGGUCAAGGGACAUUUUCGAUGAAGUCCCCACCGUCGCUCGGCACAAUCUAGAUUCCAGCGCUAUCCUGGUCCAAUCGUUGAGGGAACAAGCAAGUGCAGAAGCGCUGGCCAGGGGCUGGGCUUUUGAAGGUGGGGCAUCUGUCAUGGGGGAUGGCAUGUCCCCUUCAUCUGUUCUGGCCGACGAUCAGGAUCAGGACCCGCCGAGGCGACCCCUUCCCGUGCCAUUUCCCAAUCUAAAUGACUUGGAUGAAGGAGCACCUUCACAGUCACCGUUCACUUUCAGACCUAUUCAAAGACCUCUUCAAGGGGGUGCAGGAAGUUGUAUGGACCUUUCAUUAUUCCCAGCAUUAUUCCCAGCGUCUUUAAAUCCUGAUGAAUGUGGUCAGGAUUCCAAGCCAGCAGGAUUACUUAAUGAUGUAGACCUCAGCAGCCAGUCGUCUGGUGAGGCCCAGCCUAAAUCAACCACAUCCAAUUCCGAGUCUCCAGAUGAAGAACCAGCCGUUAAAAAAACUCCAAAGAAAUCUGCCUCUGCAAAGAAACAGAAGACGCCCAGGAAGCAUCACAGGCCACAAGCCAGGCGGUUGGAGUUCGAUCUGGCUAUGAAUGUCUCCAGAUUAGAUAGGGGCCACUGGGAGAAAUGCAAAGCCGUGCUUCACAUACCAGCUGAUGCAUCCAGCAGCGGCAGUGCCCCCAGCACCCAAAGCACAAGUCCCAGUACUGGUGAACGGAACAGGGACAGUGAGGACUUAACUGGCCACUUGGAAAUGUCCGGAGAGUUCAAUCCAUUAGGUGGUGGGUCAGUGGGUGGUGAAUCGAAUCUUUCAGGGGCGGCUGGAGGCCCCCUGCAGUCCUCUUCCUCAUCUUCAUCCGGUGGGCUGUUGAGCUCUCAGAUCAACUGUCCCACGAGCGUGAACCCAGAGAGAGAAGGCUUUAGGAACGUGGGAGGUUCUUACCUCUCCAGGCACAAUUUCACGGCCAGUGAGAGGGAGACAAACCUGUAUCAUGCCAAAAUGGACUAUACUUCAUCAGACUCUUCGGCAGAACAGGGAGCUUCCGGGGCAACUGGGGGGCGGCGUGCCGGUAUUUUGAAUCCUGCGUCAUCCGGUGAUAGAGCUGAUGUCGACUCAGAUCCGAACGAGUGGGUGAAGAUAUCCCAGAGGCAGGUGAUCACGGCACACGGCAGCAAGAUUGACAUUCUUCGCCAAAAGACAGUCCAUGUUGGCGACGCACGGUCAUCGCCACCUGUUUCAUCAUCUGAUUCAGAAUCCAGUUUCUCAAAGAGUCUUGCUCUUCUCGCUGCUGAGAAGGCAAAAGGCAUGGACAUACCAGGACAGCAUGAAGAGAAGUUUGGAGAAUCUUCAGAUGAGGAUACUCUGUACUAACCAGUCCUCAAAUUUGUCAGGGAAUAUUUGCUUGCAAUUAUUGUAUAGGAAUGUCAGUUGGUGGAUAUUUAGCCGCUCAUAAAUGUUUAGAAUUUUUUAAAGUUUUGUUUCAUACAUUAUCCCCAUCAUUUGGAUAUCAUCUAAUUCAACGCUAAUUUUGUUUUGGGACUCAGAAAUUAGUCAAAAGGGGUAAAUUGGUGCUUGGUAAUAUACGAAUGGACCCCCCCAUUGGCGUAGCUAGGGUGAGUGUCCACAGGGAUGGGGGCAAGGGUCGCCAUACCUCCUCCAUGAUAAAAAACUAAAGAAGUGCCACCCGGGACUGGCCUCCCUCCUCCACCCACCCUUCACCUCUGAAAGGAACCCAAACCCCACAUUUUAUCUCCUAUGAAAGAUAUGCCGUAAAUGUAUUUUUGAUACAGUAUAUUUAUACUGUAGGUUUUCCUUUAUUUACACCCAUGUAAAUGCCAAAGCCUCUGUAACGGAUCAGAUAACAAAUCACGGCUGUGGGGGAGAGCUGAUCAAUUUGUGUAACACCUCCACGUUUUGUAGAUGCCAAGUCCAUUAUUCCUCUUUCUGAAAUUUUGAACCCACGUUUCCUUGGCUUACGAGAAUUCCCUUGCACCAUUUUUUUUUUUACUCUAUCCAAUUUCUGGUCUACCGGUAACUAAGUCUUUUAUCAUUUGUUUUAGCAUGUCAUGACAGGCAAUUUAAUGAGGGGCAAUGAAAUGUUUUGACAAUGAUGUAACCAAAGAAACUGUGGCCCAAUUUUAUUUAGUCACCACCAGCCGUUUGCAACAAAAACAUGUAUUUAAACUUACCAAAAGAAAUGAGUUCUAACACUGCAUCCAAAACGAAAUGUCAAUAAAUGGCCCAGAAAAUAUUUUGGUUAAUUUCAUGUAAUAACCUCAUUUCUGUCAAGUUUGUUACAAUCCUGUAGUGUAGAUGUAAGAGCCAUGCCACUGUUUUUUUUAAAAGAAUUUUAAAACAAUUUUUUUAUCCAUGAAGCCAUCGAAUGCAUUUAUUAUAAAGAACAAGUGGAUGUGUAGCAUUCAAACCAAAAAAAAAAAACUAUUGCUCCUCUUUAAUCCAAUGCUUUAAUGUGAAGUUUUUUAACAAUGAUGUGAAGUUUUUAACAAUGUGAAAGCUUUUAACAAAGUCCUUUCUCUGGGGACACAGAAUUUUAUUGUACAAACUAUGUAUUGUAUAUUUAAUGUCAUGUGUUGAUGAAUUGGUUGCAAAUGACUUGUGUAUUCAUGUGCGUUGUAUUUGGUCUUCUUUUAGAUGUAAGC
Molecule: messenger RNA, 16254 nt
Organism: Lymnaea stagnalis (great pond snail)
Lineage: Eukaryota; Metazoa; Mollusca; Gastropoda; Lymnaeidae
Source: the annotation of a GenBank genome assembly